AUGAUGUACAGCCCACUGACAUUUGUGCUGUUUGUUGCCCUGACCUUUCAAAGCACUGGUAAGCAUAAGUGACUUUUCAAUGAAUUUGCUUAUCAAUCAUUUAAAGUGCAAUGUAACGUGAUCAAUUAAUGAAUCAUCAAAUCAUGCGCUGUGAUUGGUUUAGGAUUUCUUCUGUUCCCGCUAAAAUAACAAGUGAAUUUUCCCUCUCUCUCUCUCGACGGAUAUGACAAACUCAGGCGGAAAACUGAUGUACCUUUUUAGCGAGGGCAGAUUAAAACAAUGAUCAAUUAACUUGUUGACCUGUAAAUUUAGUAAAACUCACAAGAUGGUAAGGUUCAAUGUUAGAAAAUAUUCCCAAUUUGAUCUAAAUCGAUUUUAUUUGCUAUUUUAUUUGUUAUUUAUUUACGAAAAAAUGACAUGUUACAUCCUGAAUGUAAAUGUUACGUGGCUCUUUUGAUUUGCAGUCGCAAUAGAAUAUUCGCGGAUUGGUUGCUACAGGGAUACUCUGGUAAAGCCAAGACCUCUUCCAGAGCUGAUAGAAAACUUCCGAGGUGGUCGGGUAGACUGGAAUAAUUUGAACAAUACCAUAGCUGCUUGUGCUGAAGCAGCCAAGAAAAAGGGAUAUCUUUACUUUGGACUUCAAUUCUACGGCGAGUGUUGGAGUGGCCCACAGGCUCAAUUGACCUAUGCUAGAGAUGGUCCUUCCAAGAAUUGUAGCAAAGGUGUUGGAGAAGAGCGAGCAAAUUUCGUGUACAAGAUUAAGCUUUUAGAGAAAGGUGAGCGACUAAGUAAAGAAAUACAUUAGAAUUUCCCCAUUUAAAUCUUACAAAGAAUUUACGAAAUGGUGAUCAUUGUGAAAGGAAAACAAGUUCAAGAGGAUAGAAUAUUCAAGAUUUCCGAUCCCAAUGAUGGUGGCCAAUAACUAACUAGACUAAUGGUCAGUAGUUUGUAUAUUUAAAAAAAGUUAUUACCACGGCAUGCUGCACGAGACCGGCCAUAACCAAAGAGAAAACAGACAAGAAAGCAAAAGAAAAUAAAACAACAGCAAAAAGAAUAACAACAACACACAAAAAUAAUAUGAAGAAGACAAAGAAAAAAGCGAUGUUGAAAAUAAAAUAGAAAUGCAAAAAUUAUAGCAAAGAUAAUCACUUACAGUUGCUCUUAAGAAUAACUAUCUAAUGUAUUUUUUCCACAGAAAAUGAAUGCACCACUUAUCGUGUUCUGGACUCAGCAGACAGGUCAAAGACAAACGUCAACACUGUCUCCCAAGGAGACAAGUGCGACCAUUGGAACUCUGGGUUCGUAAGAAAUGCCUGGUACAGGUUCACCGGCGCGGCUGGGCAAACCAUGGCGGAUGAGUGUGUGCAGGCAGGCAGUUGCCAGACCACAAUGGCUGGAUGGAUGAAUGGAACACAUCCCAAGGUUUGUUGUGACGUUAAGCCCAAAGGCGUGUAGCUUUGAUGUUUAUGGAUAUUAUAAAAAGGUAUUAGAGUGGACCUUUAUCUUGUUUGGCAUUCGUAAUCCUGGGCUGAUACAACUCUUACCUUUAUCACAUUUAGAAAGGGCUGUCACUUCCCUGACAUUUCUAUCUAAAUAUUUUAAUGAAACCUCUCAUUGGAAAUACGUUCGCAAGACAUAACCAAAAUCGGGCCCUUUUCGAAUUGCACCCAUUCUCCCCUUCUAUCUCAUUGUUCCUAAGGAGGAUUUUCAUUGCGAAUGUCUGAAGUGUUGCUGAUUUUUUGUUUUUAAUUUAGGUUUUUGAUGGAAUUCAAAGAAGAACAGCUUGUUUUAGCUCGGAAAGUAAUCCUUAUAAACGCCAGAAUAAUAAUUGUUGUAAACGCCAGAUUUAUAUUCACGUCAGAAACUGUGGUGAAUUUUAUGUCUACAAGCUUCCAAGCACACCUGGCUGUUAUCUUCGAUACUGUGGGAGCGGUAAGCAUUUAGACAUCAUCUACACAUAAAUAUUGAUUUCAAUUAAGGUUAAGUUAAGGUUGUUGUUAAAUCAGCUCGUUUGUACGAUCAGUAAUAGGAUUUGGGAAGCAAAUAAUUUUCUGUUUUGUAAAUGUUGAUAUUAACUGGUUCAUUCAUAAAUUCGUUCGUUCGUUUGAUAAUGUAUUUUUCAUUAUUUAUUUAUGCAUUUACCCCUUAUCUAUCUGCCUUAUUGUAUAUUCACUUAAAUAUCUAUUAUUUCUUGCAGGUGUCAGCCAGAACAAGAAUGCGUGAUUGAUUGGAGUGACAUUAAAUGGUUGUGCCUUGCAAAAAAAAUUUUUUUGGUAAAGCUUUGGAAGAUUAAAUAACAAUUUAUACUGCAUCACUUUGAAUUGACAAAGAAACAAGCUGGCCGAACAUUAACAGCGAAAAAACUUAAAAAAUUAAAAGAGACUUGGUCAGUAUCUCUGUGGCGAAUGAAUUAUUUUUUGUUGUUGUUAUUUACUAGUCUUAGAAGACUUCAAAAGCUAAAUGUGUUGUGAAAUGAUUUACCGAGAGGAUUUAGAGCAUUCAUUUUUAAGUUAUAGCUAUGAUUCGACAUAAAGAGGAAAAGAAAAUUGUAAUGUUUUAGGUAUUACUUAAUUUAUAUUUUGACGAAAUAAACAAUGUAAAAAUAUAAUUGCCUAAAUUUCACUUUGCAUUCUCACAGUAGCUAUAGUCAUUUAAAAAAAAAAUUUUGAUCUUUGUCGUUUGUCAAUAAAUUCCAGUUAAUGAUUAAACAUGCAAGUUGAUUAUUCAUCUUAGUUAAACCCCAUACAAAUGGCCCCUCUUUUAAAGUCUUCCUAGGGAAAAUGCUCAAAUGCGCCCACAACGUUGAACCCUGUCUUUAGGUUUCCAUGUCGCUAUUCCUAAAUUUCACUUUGCAUUCUCACAGUAGCUAUAGUCAUUUAAAUUUUUCGCCUUUUUUCGCAAGUCGGUAAACCCCAUACAGGCCCUCUUAUCUUAGGGAGCUCAAAUGCGCUAUUGCUCUGUCUGGUAAUGUUAUCUUUAAGGAGUCACUCAGGGAACUGAGCCUUAGCGAGACGACCAAUUUCUUCGGCUGAUCGACGAAAAAAAUUGUGUCUCGGAAAUGCAAUAUUUAAUGUAAUAUUUUCGUUUUAUAUCAGCUCCAAAACUCCAAUUCUGAGCUUCUCUAUCGUCAUUUAACAGACUUUUGUUUAGAUUCCAAGGUUUCCUAAAAUCAGUCUUAUUUUUAGUGUCAAUAUCUUUGAGGUGAAAUGUUUUAACAAUCCUCAUUAUUCGAGUCACUGUUUUUCGCUUGCCUAAAUAAAUUCCAAUUACUUUCAGCUUGCCUUUUUCUAGUUGAAAUUCAGUGCUUUGCCAUUUUAGCCGAGAAUUUUAUUCUCUUCUCUUUGACAAGGAGGUACUCAUCUUUAAUGCCAUAGAAGAUGUUAUACCAGGCGUCGACCGUGUCAGUAGUGUCCUCGAACGCAAAGCGCACAAUCCCAGGAUACCUUGUCCAACGAUGAAACAAAUUGCUUAUUGUUAAGACUCCUUAAAUCUCGACAGGUUAUUGUUGUAAGUUGAUCUUCAUUGCUCCUUGCGCAUUUAAAUCUCCUGGUAACAAUGUUACAAUAAUUGGAAGGUAUCGGAUAUCCCAGAGGACAUAAACUUUACAUUGUGAAGUCACUCCGGGUGACUGCACCGUAUGUGAUCAAGACAGCAAUUUUGCGUGACACGGGCCUGGUAAUUUCAUGGACGGGUUAAAUUAGUCGUUUUCGUACUCUUUCCGGAUCUUAGCAGGACGUUUUGACAAUUGUUAUUUCCCGAGUUAUCUAUUUUAGUGUAAUGCCCAAUUACAAAUCGUUGGUAAUAAGAGGGCAUCCUAGAAUAAUUUUGAACGCCGGAUACAUGAGACGUACACGGAAAUUACCUUUACAAACAUGCAAUUUUUGCAUUUAAUUUGAAAAGUUCUUGAAAGGCUCCAUAAAAAACGGAGGUAGCUUACCUUUUAGAGCAUGUGCCAAUGUCUUUACCCAGCCUGUCAUAUGACAUUCACACGUAACCAGUCAAUAUUUUCUGUUUUUACAAUUUAAAUCAGCCUCGCUGAGAAUUUGACUUCACUUUUUUUAGUCGUCGAAGAAAGGUGGCUCACCCAUGUGAUUCCGAGUAAUUGUUUCUAUCAUUCUCAUUUAUUUCCCCUUUCAACUAACUUGGGUAAUUACACAAGGAGCAUCGACAUUAUCUUUUUCAGUUUUGUACGUUCUGAACAUGGUUUUCAAGACUAUCGUUUGCAUUCUGCUUGCGAGUCAAGUAUUCAGCAUCGGUAGGUCUCUUCCUAUAUUUAUUCCAUUGUUUGAGGAUGCUCUUCUUAAAUAUUUCCAAAUGUUUUAGCCGGUAACCGAUUUUUUAUUUGUUCUGCUCGUUGCAUACUCCAUGGUUUUUUUUUCUGUGUUCUCUAAUCGAGAAUUUCGAGUUUUCGGGUAGAUUUUUCAUUCGAUAAGAAAAGAAUUGACAACUAGCUGCUUCAUGGUGGAGCCUAUUUAUUAAUUUUUUUUUGUUUCAGGUUAUUUUAUCUCUCCUCUCUAAAGUUCUCCUUGAUGAUAGUCCGCUAUUUUCUCUGUCAAUUUUCCAUUCCCUCAAUAUUCCAAAGAGUUUUUGACCAAACAAAACGAGUUUCUCACCACACUUAUUGGAUAUUUCAUAGUACCUUGGCUUAUUACUUCUCCUCUUUGCUUGUGCUAUUUUUUCGUUUAAUUUGCGUCUGAUUCUUCUUAGUUGUUUUUAAUUUUUUUCGUUUUGUAUCUUUUUUUACAAUUCUUUAUUUUUACUAAUCCCAGCAUGUUUCGGGAUCUUUUGCUCUAAAAUCACUCAUGGUCAUGUAGAAAAGUCACUCCUAAAUGAAAUAACUUACAAUUUGUGGGUCAUUUCUUGUUUACAGACGUCAUAGACUACGUACCCGUCGGAUGUUACAAGGACAUACGCUUAAAUAGAGCCUUGCCUACUUUGCUCGCAAACUACCGCGUGAAAAACGCAAAAUGGUCAGAUAUCUUGGACUGGACUGAUUUGGAAAACUCUGUCAUUAAAAAAUGCGCCACUAAGGUUUGCCUGAUUAUUAUUGUUGACAUUGUUGUCGUUGUUGAUGUUUUUCAUAAUAGUUGCAAAGAAAAAAAAAUGGCGAAGGUACUUGCACAGACAUCUCUCUUAAUUCACCACGGUACUUACGGUCGUCUCGGUAACUUUAUUUUCUUUCUACGCAUACAGCUCUGUAAGAAGCCUGUUACACUGAACUGACGUUUUUCAAAGUUUUAUACGAGAAAUAUGACGAGCAUUUUUUGUCCUAUUCAGGCUAAAGAGAGGGGCUAUUCAUUUUUCGGGAUCCAAUUCUAUGGAGAGUGUUGGAGUGGAUCAGCAAGUCAAAGUACCUAUGCUAAACACGGUUUAUCCAAGAGAUGCACCACGGCGGCUCCAUAUGUGGGAAAGGAUCACGCCAACUUCGUUUACAUGCUUACUGAAGGUUAGCACUUACUAGGAAAGAUUUACAUUGAUGCUUGUUGUACUUGUGUACAUCUGUAAGCGACUAAUUGAUUACUGGAACUGAUUCUCCUCCUAUUUCGGUUAAUCAACAUGUGGCGGGUGGAUUAAAGACUCCAUUGUACCCAGCCGUUACGCGGAAGGCACGUGCUUUAGUCAAGUCAAAGCCUUGUUUCCUUAUUUUCAUUAACUUUUUUUGUUAUUCUUGUUGCUUUCAAAGAACUGUUUGUUCUGUUUUUUACUUAUAAAGGUCGAUUUGUCUUCUUGAUCUUUUAAUACUGUGCCGAGUUGGACCCAAACGACCUCUUGCUCAAGACCUCGAUAGUUAAAAAUUUUGUUUUCAUGGGUUUGAUUUUGUGCGUGAAGUAUUAUUGCGCGAAAUAUUAUUAAACAACAUCAUAGUAAGAGUCACAGACAACGGGCGAAAGAAAAAGCAGACGAAGAAAAUAGAUUACAGGUAGGUACGCGUGCGGUCUAGCACAAUUGUCAUCGCAAUGUGGUACGGUUUGGAUACUAAAGCGUCCUUACGCGAUUUUGUAACAGUAUACCAAUAUUUUCUCUGUUGUGUAUACUUCAUGCAAAUUCUGCUGUUGUUCUUAUUCAGAAAAUGAAUGUAAAAGCUACAAAAUUUUUGACGACGCCUCCAGAUCUCAGUUUCAUGUAACUAACUAUGGACGCCCGAUUAGAUGCGACAAUGGACAGUUGGAUGAAAACCGCUGGUAUAGAUUUACUGGCCGAGCAGGUAGUGCCAUGGCAGACCAAUGUGUCCCAUCCAGCAGGUGUCAGACGUUUGGUACAGGAUGGUACAGCGGAUCUUAUCCUCAGGUAAAUCUUCAGUUUAAAUUUGGAUUAUCUCUUUGUUUCAUAUUGGCCCAUUAUUUUUCGUGACCAUCUGUAUAAUGAGGGAGUGGCUUGUUUACUCAAAGUAAAAUGUCAACACAUGGGAAAUGGUCAGGUAGCAGUGGUAACUAUAUUAUCCACUACCACUCAUUAGUCAAAAGUAGUCAAUUUCGCUUAGGGCAUUCUUUUGAAGAGAAGAUCUCUUCACCUUAAGAUUAACAUUCAUUAACCAAAGCAUCUAUUCCACAUUUCAUGUUGAAAGUUAAUGAACUAACUUGUACUAACUCCAAACUUUGUAUCUCUGUCAGUCGUAUUCCUUGUUAAAACAAAUUCAAACCAAACCAAUGGAAUGAACACUAGGAAUGCCAUAUCAAUACGCAUUAACCAGUUUCCAUCUAUUUUCUUUCUGGUUUUUUUUUUUGUAAAUUGAAGGUUUCAGACGGAAUUCAAGAAGGAGAUGUUUGCUUCAAAUGGGAUGGCAAUUGCUGUAGCAAAAAAGUCAACAUUCGGAUUCGAAACUGUUCAUCUUUUUUCGUUUACAAGCUGAACAACAAGAUCAGCUGCCAGUAUGCAUAUUGCGGAAACGGGCAGUGAUUAGGAGAGGUCUUCAGUAAUGAAACGGGUAGUGAACUGACCCACUGUAUCAGCCAGUCAUUUUUAACAUUAUUAUCUGCUCAACACAGCUGAUAUCAAGAUAACAUAUUCAUUUAUAACAUUCUAUCAAGGUUUUAAAUUUCUGACCACCCUUUGCGUUAUCAAUGUCGCCUUUUAAAGCGAUAACACGUUCCCCUGACCUUGCAUAUAUCAUUUUCGUAUUUGUUUUUACUAUCUCCCUCUUCAUUCCUUGUUGUAUCCCGAAGGUCAAUCACAAUCACCUGUUACCUUCUUUAAUCACUUAUGUGUCCUUUCCGUCUUUCCGUGAUGCAGUACAAUUCACCUUCCAUUCCUCUUUUCCCUUCCCAAUUGCGUUUUACUUUUCAAAUCAAGGUGUGUUUUCCCGUGCCUUUCCUUUUAGUUCGCAGUUGAAGUUUCUUGAACGAGGGGAUAAGUUUGUAGAGAAACUGUGGGGUUGCAUCGCUGGAAGAGCAUAACAGGGUAAUUUAGUAUUAUCAAACGAGUUGAUAACGUAAAUUGGCCACUGUAAAAAGUUUCAAAGCUGACGUUAAGAGCGUUGGCCCUUUGUCAGAGCGAAGGCCAUUCGCUCUGACGUAUUGACUCUCGAAACGUCAGCAUUGAAACUUUUUAUGGUGGCCAAUUUACGUUAUCAACUUAGUUGAUAAUAUUAAAUUAUCCUGAAGUUUCUUGAGCUUUCUUUUGUGUUGCUUAGAUCAUUUUUUUUCCCAGUAUUCCUCAGUGCAAACUCCACUGAAAAUGUUUACAAUUUCCAUUGAUGGUCAUGGUCGUUUCUUCGUCCGACAGAGUAUUGUAUCAAUUUUUUUCUCGGUAAUUGCUUCAUUCACGGCUGAAAGAUAGCUUUCUAGAGUCGGAAUUGAAAAAAUUUCUGCCAAAAAAAUUGGCCGUUGGCCGAAAAAAAUUGACAAAUUUCAAUGAUUAGUCGCAAAAAAAGUUAACCAUAAAAAAAAAUUCUAGUGAUUACAAUGGAAAUAUAUCAACUGUUAGCCGUAGAUUGGCCAAAAUUUUUAACCGUAAGCCGUAAAAUCCUUAAACUCACUGGGACCCUCGUUUAAACAUAGCUACCCACUGUGGACAAACAUAUUCGUUUCAGAAUUAAGAAUAUUUACUCGUGAAUGCAUUGCAUUUUGACGAAGAAAUUUCGGCGUAUUGAGUGCUAGUCGCAAAGUGAAAAACCGAAUUUCCGUUCAGAUUAUUAAUGUUGAUUCUUCAGGUUAACAGACAUAGUUUGCUUACGAUGAGUAAAAACGUGUCCGGUUCAUCUGUGUCCGAUUUUAAUGUUUUUAAUAAAGUUUGUUUCCACAGCUGAGGCGGACUGUCUGUCAGAAUGGCUUUGUUAUUCACAUCCAACCACUCUGUGGCCACUCCUCUGUCAAAGAUUAUAUUAGCGAAAGAAAAGGAACAUAUCUCAAAAAUUCAUGUUCUAACGUAAAGAGUUAUCAAAACAAUAUUGAUGAUGAUGAUCAGCUAGGCUAAUAAUCACCGCGGUUUUGAGUUGUUAUUUUCAGUCCUCAGAACAAAUUUUUCAUUAUUCAGUCAAAUUUCUACCAUUUAAUUAAAUAAAAACGCUAUAAGGGUGACAUCGACAUGUGCCACUGAACAUUUGGAGUGCUUAGUCAACAGUAUGUUAUUAGCAGCUGUCGUGUUGACACUUUCAAGAUCUCUUUGUAAAACUAACUUCUUUCAAUGCUCUCUAGACAAUGUCAACUACCAAAAUACUGUGGCAAUGUAAACAAUAUUGUGUUGGCGGUUUUGUUUGUUGAUCAUGUUCGAGUUGAACAAAAUAAUAUCGGUUUGAAGGCGCAAAAAGGAUCAGACCUUGACAGAGCUUUGUUGCAGCCCAAAGAACAAUGGUCACGCCUCGGUUUCUUCUGUUGCAGUUCUUCCUUAGUUGUUUAAUAGCGGCAGAGGAGAAUGAGAAAAUUAAUUUAUUCCGGGAUGAAGAAGGUAAAGACUAUUGAUAGCACUGUGCGUAAAAGAAAAAAAUAAUAAUCUUCGAGAUAAAAAGCAUGCGCGCUUUCUUCAAGAAACUUUAGUUUAACCUUAGAAUUUUAAUCUUACGCAGCACGAUUCUGAUUCAUAAUAUAUACGUAAAUAGCCAAAGGACUUUAAACCCCAAGGACAGUCAAAAAGUUCAAUAUGGAGAGCUUUCCUUUGUUUCGAAAUAAUCUUUACUUGUAUGAAACUGGUCGUUGUAGAUGUUUUACUACGUGCUUACUAAAAACGACUCCUGUUUAAAUGCAGUUGACGAUCUGUUUUUGUUUUUACGCUAAACUCUCUUUCGUUUCUACAUUACCGAUAACUCUGUCCUGUGUGGCUAAUCAAUUUACGAAUUAUGCCUUUAAAAAUUAAUAAAUUGUCCAAUGCGAUCCAUCCACCCAAGUGACCAGCGUUAAACGCCAGAGAGAUGAACUAGUUUCAUAAAUCUAUGGCGCUCGUAAAUUUCUUUUCUAGUCAAGUUACAGUUCAGUGGCUAGCUUCAGUGGUUAGCUUUCUUUAAUGUAAUUUUUUUCUUUUUCUUUCAAAAAACAUUCCAACGAGGGUGUAUUCGGAAAAAUUAUCUGCCGGGGUUCUUCCAAACCGAAGUUAAUUUGGAUGGCAAUCAGAUUUUCAUUCAGUCGCUGUAUUUGUUCAAAAGAUUCAAUGCCUUUUCUUUUUUGCUUAUGUCAUAUUACAGGUUACAUGGUAUUUCUUUUCAAAUAUGAUAGGUUGGCAUGUUUUGAUAGCAAUAUGUAUUCAGCAGCUUCCCCGCGGUUGGCUGUUUUUCUUCUCUUUUGUUAUGACAUGUUAUCUAAAGUAAGAAAGCUAACUAAAGUAAUGAGUUUCGCCACGUAGUUAAGCUUGGCAUCGUGAAUAUUUUGCGAAACUUUUUUUUUCUCUAAUAAAGUUAACUCUGAUAGUAAAAGAGACAACCAAAGAUUGUUAAAUAAGGAUGGCUUGGGCUGGAAGGAAUUAAAAUGGAUUGAUAAUGAGGAUGAGGAAAUUUAAAAUACAGAUUGAGGAACCACACAAGGCAGACUAAAACUCCUUUGAUAUAUGUUGCAACUGGCGGAUCAUCUUGCUGAGGAAAUUUCAAUACCAAAUGUCACUGUAACUUAUAAAUAAACCAGUCAAACUGCGAGGCUUAUAAUGUGACAAAGAGCAUCGUUGAUAGACCAAUAUUUAUAUUAUUUAUACCUUUACUGGGGCCCGUUUCCUCAAAAGUCCCGGUAACGGGUCCAAAGCCGUAUUUUAAAAUCAAAAUUUUAAGAAUAGAGAAGCAUGUUCUGGCAAACGAACCAGUCCAUGUUGUUUUUCUAGCUGAUAGUUUCAUUGCAUAAUUUUCAAAAUUUUUGUGACCCUCAUCUUGAAUGAACACAGAACCACUUUACGAGCCCGUUAAGUUACCUGGGCCUUCGAGAAACGGACCCCUGGAACAACCAAUUUUUUUCAGGGGCGAUGCUAUAUCCAAAAAAAAUCAUUAGUUUCUUUGUUUGUUUAUAUGCGUAUUGUUUUUGUCUUGACAAUUUUGUUUUGUUUUCGAAUAUUCUAGACUUUCAUUACGAACCAAUUGGUUGUUUUGGGGACAAAUUGGACGUACCAAGGCCACUACCCCUUCUAGUCAGGAAUUAUCGCUCCAGGCCCUAUCGAGUUGAUUGGAAUAACAUUAAUAACACGAUACAAGCCUGUGCCAAAGAAGUAAAAAAGGCCGGCUAUGUGUACUUUGGUCUUCAGUUCUACGGUGAAUGCUGGAGUGGACCACAUGCACAUUUGACUUAUGACGAGGAUGGAAAGUCGACCCGAUGUGUAAAUGGUGUUGGAAAGCGAAUGGCUAAUUUUGUGUACCGGCUCGUUUUUAAAGGUGAUAGUUUUUGCCACAGCUGAUAGAGAGCAUUUAAUUUUGAUGAAGUGUCAUAGAACGUAACCCAAAGCGAUCACCGCGGCCAAUCCUAGACGUAAGGAUAAUCGGACAAGGAACGAAUAAAAUCCGAAAUUAAAGCGGAGAAAAUAGAUUUUUUGAAACGCAGCAAGACUCGACUGAAAAGGGAUUUUUAUCAAGUUAUUUCCUUAGCAUUGACUUAUCGAAGUGCUGUUGCUGUACGAGUUAGUUAUUUGCUCUCUUGCAAACUUUGUCUUUUUCCAGAAUGUAAAGAAUACCGAAUUCUCCAAGCACCAGACCGGUCGAUUCAUCACCCUUACACCCCUUCUGCUCCGUGCGAUUUCAAUCUCAAGCCUUCGUGGUAUCGAUUCGAAGGCCGUGCGGGCACGGCUAUGGCCAACAGUUGCCCCAGUAGGUUCAAAUGCGGGACUAUUGUACCUGGAUGGCUAAACGGGCCACUUCCUUCCGUUCAAGAUGGAAUUGUGUCUCGAAAAAUUUGCUUUAAUCAAGACAGAGACUGCUGUUUCACGUCCACCCAAGCUAAAGUUCGUAAUUGCGCAGGAUUUUACGUCUUCUAUCUUCGAUCGGCGCCAUAUUGUCAGUUGAGAUACUGUGGCAACGGAAGAAUAGUAAGUUACAACAUCGAUCAAUUUGUUUAUUGGUUUUCUUUUUCUUUCCUCGCGUUACUUUCUCUUUGAUUUCUUUUGAGUCCUUCUAUUUGUUUAUGUUUGUUGAGGUGUUUUGCCAAAUGUAGUUAUGGGCUAAACCGCAUAUUUACGCUUGCUUAGAGAACGUGUUUCAUGGGUGUUUGACAUUUUGUUCUGGCUUUCAAGAAAGAAACUCUAGUAGUUUAAGUAGUUCACGUGUCCUUUUUUUAAAUAGUCUCGCCGGUCAAAUGAGGUUCGAAUCCGAUAUCAUAUGUAAUUUGACAAGAAUCACAAUUGCGUUUUGGGAUUGAUACAAGGCUUUAAUGUAAUAUGGUGUUAUGAGAAACUUAAUUUCGAACCGUUUGAAAAUGUUUAGACUAAUAAUUUGUUUAUUUAUAUUCUUUUAGGGCUGACGAUUCCUGUAUAAUGAAUAGGACUCGCAUAGGAUGUGAUACUCAAAGAAGUAAAUUAUUGGCUUGGAAUUUUUGUUUUCAUUUUUUUCUUUUUUCAUUCAUUUAUUUAUUUAUCUUUUUUUUAGUGAAUUUCAUAAAACAGAAUAAAGUUGCUGUUGAAAUGGGACGGUUUAUCUCCAUACGAUGCAAGCACAAGUCCCCUCGCAAUAGCCCGUUUGCUACUAAACUAAUUGUUACGUCACUAUUUUGCUUCUCCUGUAAUCUAUUUACGAAUUCGCUUGGCUGAUUUGCAUUGUUUUCCCAUCAGUGCUGCCUCGCGGUCCCGGCGGAAGAUAAUGAAAAUACAGCUUGGUAAUCAAGGAAUUUCAUUAGAUAUGUGUAUAAGAACGUUCAGAAAUCUGCAAUCCUGCUCAUAAACCAACAAAAUAUUCGCAUCAAUGACAAUGUGACACCCUUUAAAAUAGCGACGUAGAGGAGAAUUCGGUUUUACCAUUAAAAAAAAAUUAAGGCUUGAAUUUUUCGAAAGCACAAUCAGAUGACAGAACAAUAUAAUUCGACAACGAUGUUUGAACGACCAUCAAAAAUACAUGGUUGCGGAAACGCUUUGAAGGACUGUUGUACACUUCUGAAAUAGACAAGUGGUACAGUCGUAAGUGUGAUAGCUACGCCGAUGAUAAGCACAUGAAAUAAGAGCAGAACGUAAAAAGUAGUACUCAUUUAAUCCAGCAAUAUUUUUGGAUUUAUUGAUAUUUCCUGAUAAAUGUACGUUUAUGAUACCUGUGCUUCAAAUAUAUGCAGUUUAUUUUUGGCGCAUCUUUACUUUCACAUCGCAAAGACCCUUACCUCGAGAUUUACCGCGUGAUUACAGGGCAAGCAAUAGUUAGUUACGAACAUGAAGUAAAGUGCUAGAUCCCUCAAAACAAACUUGAAAGAAGUGAUCAUUACAAGUAUACAUUUCUCUCAGUGUUAUUGUCGAUCUGAUUCCAAUUGAAGAAAGGCUAACGCUCAAAACUUCAGCUUUAGAAAUCCCUACGGUGGCCAAUCUACGUUAUCAACUCAGAUGAUAAAACCAAAUGAUCCUAUAAAAAUUUAUUUUCAAAGAUAAAAUCCUCAUAAAAUGGUGGUAAGAAAAAACGGUUAAAAUUGACAGGUAUGUAUUUAUAAACAUAAAUUAUACCUUUCCGUAAACAGAUGGACGCUUCCCACUUAGCUAUUUAAUCGAAAAGAGUGUUCUUUUCGGAAACUAAAUUAUUGUAUUUAUUACUUUAUAGUCAUAUUCAAAGCUGCUUGUGAAAUCACAAAGAUUAGCUUAAAUGAUUUACAUUUCAAAAGCUAGACACAGCCUCACGCUUUCCCUAUGAGAGUUUUAAAUCAGCGUCAUAUUUGGUUAUAUAGAAAUAAAUGAAAAAGAAAACCAUUGUCUGGAAAAUUUCUCCGAAACUUUCUCGAGACUUCUGAAUUAAUUAUUCGGUUUUAUAGACUGAGAAGAUGAUGUAAGUUGGCCUCUGUGGAUAGUUUCUAAGGCUGACGUUUCACUGUUAGGUCUUUGCUCUGACGAAGGGCUAACGCUGGGAACAUUUUCUCUUUAUAUAAUGCACAAAAAUACUCUUUGCGGUGACCAAUUUACAUUAUCAACCCAGCUGAUAAAACCAGAUUAUCCUGAAAUGCCUUUAUCGACGCAGCGCCACAUUUUCACCAGAACAGUACCCCCUUAAUUCAUUUAUGCAUAUAAUGUAUUAUAUUUCAUCUGACUUCAUUUUAUUUGUAAUGACAUUUCAGUUUGUAGCUCGGAUACAGGCAGAACAUAAUGGCUAAUUUCUAGGUUUUUUUUUCCUCAAGUUGGUCUCAUUUCGGGCGAAUUUCUGUAUUAAACCCCCCAAAGAAUCUUAUAUUAUGCUUUAUGAAAAAAGAAUCCUCUUACCCUCAGCAAGUUAAAAUGGUAAAUGUGAUGUAUUGCAAUAUUGAGAACAAUAAUUACUGCAAGUCUAAUUAAUAUGUUUGUUCCGAAAGGCGGGAAAUUCAUAUCGCAUCUUUUGAUUUUCUUUAUCAUAUAGAUAAUCGCUACCACGCGGCAAGCGAUGGAGUCCUCACUUUGUCCAAGUACAUUAAAAUGUUUGUUUUACAGCUGUUAAGUUCUUGAGAUAAUUCAAUAAUUGGAAUUAUAUAACCAUUCAUAAGGAACAAGUUGGGCAUUUUACCGCGUCCUUUUUUAAAGAGGGGAAGAGCAUUGAGGAAACAGGUUAGCAUAACUUCGCCUUAAGGUGUUCUCUGCGUAUCUAUAGGUAAUAUAGAAUCAUGGCAAUUUAAGAAUGCAACUAGGAUUAGUGAAUUCAUUGCGCAAUACACGUAAAUAAUUUUUUUCCUGUAUACUUUAAUUGCGGCCUUUUUAAGUUUCUGAUUAAAAAAAAAAUUCGAUGCGAAACAGCUAAAUCACUAAGACCUUGCCACCUAUUGUUAACUGUCUUAAACGAGCCUCUCUAAAGGCCGCACUUCUGGAAAUUUUGUUGAAAUCUCUGAAGAAAAGGAUUCCGCUUCUCGUCACUUCAAAUUACUUAGAAAAAGAGCAGGAGAAAAAAAGAGAUUAUGUUCCAGUUUUUGCUCCAAUUCGUUUUAGCAUGAAAAAAACUUGGGUCAUGCAUACCCUUUCCAUAUUUCAUCAAUAGCAAAAAGUCCUAGGUGUGUAGCUUUAAAAAAUUUAAUGCAAUCGCUGUAAGAGGGUUAACAUGUGAUAGAUUUUUUUUUGCAAAGAUUUUCAUCCUUUUGGGAGUAAAAAGGGAAAUGAUAAUAAUAAUAAUAAUAAUAAUAAUAAUAAUAAUAAUAAUAAUAAUAAUAAUAAAGCAACGUCAACAACAGUAAACCAGACCAAACAAAAUAAAAGUAAAAGAAAGAAACAGUUGAACAAUUGAAAACAGUAAGAAAACACCUAAACAGUAGAAGGAAAAAAAAAAGGCUUAGAAAAGUGACAGUGUUAAUCGUGACAGCAAACCUAGCUGAGACAAAACCUUUUAAUUUUUUGAUUUUUAAGGUUUUUCUUCCUCUGGGCGUUAUCUUAACCAAAACUGUAUUCUAUCUUAUCUUUCUGGAAAAGCGUUACACAAGUGAAGCUGAUCCGUAAGCUAAGUGAAUACUCUCUCGGCCAUCGCAAGACAAAGAAACAUUUAGAUCGAUGGUUUGAACUAAAUCACUGAGAACGCCAGAAGUACUUUGUGAUCAGUGUUGUUUAGACUAUUAUAUUUGCUUAGUAUAACAAAGCUUUGCGAUUCAAGCUAAGAUUAAGAUUAGGGCAAUCUAUUCAUUGUUUACUUAGUGGGCUGGCAAAUGACAAGAAACCUCAUGAGCAUUGAGUAUUUAAGUUUUUUAAAAAAAUACCACUCUUAAAGUUCUGUGGCAGAUCGGAUUUGACGCAAAGCGCAGUAGACUUCAGUAGACUUCAACUUUAAACAGUUCACUUUAAGCUGAUCGUUUACGGAAACAUGAUUCUUCUAUUCUCUCUAUCAGAAUUAAUUUUAAAAGGUUUGCUGUCAGCUGACAAGUUACCCACGAUCCACACCGACAUUUAACACCUGUCACCGUCUCUACGUUACCCUCAAGCCACGAUUUAAAGAAAGUAAAUCCCGCUACAAGGAAGAAAAUAUGAAUUUACUAGUCUUAUGCUCUGUAUUUCUCCUGUACUUUGGAUAUUACACAUGCUGUGCAGGUCUGUAAUGAAUCUUACUUCAGAUUUUUUUUUAAUCAAAUGCCUCUAAUUUGAUUCGAUUCAAAUCACUCGGAAACAGAACCAUCAGUGCUGCCUGUUUUGACAGAAUUGGGAAGUAAGCAUACUCUUCAAAAAAAAAAACACUGAUCCGGAAAUUGUUUUGCUGUUUCAUCCUGGGGUAAAUUAACUCUCUAAACUCUCUAUAGCCUGUGAGACGUUUCUUUUCGGCUGUUUUCUCCGUGAUUGUAUUGACUAUUUUAGAAUUUCGCUACGUUUCCUUUAAGCAUUUGAGAGCUAUCAUUUUCUUCUUCUGAGAAUUGAUAAAGCACAUUGCUAAAAAUUCUUAAGAAAUACAUGCUGCCCUGAGCUGAUGAACUCUAAGGUAUGGGUCCAACUUACUAACCACAGCUGGUUGAAACAUUUGCAUGACAAAAUUAUUCUUCCGACAGCUAGUCUGAAAUUCACUGAUUGUCAAUGGCUAACCUUCAAUUGCCAUGUUUCCGUUUCUCCUCCAUUUAGUAGGAGAUAGAGAAUUAUUGGUCUUUCCUUUUUUUUCUUUUUUUUGUAACUUGAGAAUAUUCGGCGGCAGUGCUAAGUUGCAUAUGCCAAUUUAUCCCAUUAAACAGAAGCAGUUAAAAUCUUACGAUUUUGUUUGCCUUCACGUGGACAGUUUAUUCAGAACGCGUAUGAAUAGCAAAGUCGGCUUACAAUAGAAUAGUGACAUUUUACAGACGCUGACAAAAGGACAACGCAGUAGGCAAAAGGAACCCUAAAAUUUGGGAAUCUGACAGUUUUCUGCUAUUAUACUUCCAGCCAUUUUUUUGAUUUAAAAAUUAAAGAUUCACUCGAAGCUAAAACCUGUGUCUGGAAUGGAAAAUAAAUAAAUAAUAAAAUAAACUAUUGAUCUCUUAAGAUCGAUGUGUGUCUUUUCACAGUUCAGAUUGUACAGUUACAGUUAAGACAGUAUUCUCGGUCUAUUCAUUUUCCAGAAUAAAGAAUUUUUAGUUUUCCUGAAAAAACAAGAAAGGGAAACGUGAAACCAAAAGAGAAAAAAAAAGGUAAUAAUAUGAUCUCCUUAUGUAAGUUGGUAAAAAAACAAGAGCAAUUCCAACGAGUUGCCAGUGAGCACUUUUCCAGUCGAGUGGAGAGAUCACGAAUGAUUUUUCUUUCUUCUUUUCCUCUCAGAUGCAUCUCAAUAUGUCAAGGUUGGCUGUUUUAGGGACAAGUUGAGUCCAAGAGCUAGGGCUCUUCCCGAACUAUUGGCAAAUUAUCGAGGAAAUAUCAAUUGGAACAAUCUGAUGGAAGUGGUUGAGAAAUGUGCAAAGAAAGCGAAAGAAAAGAAUUACAUGUAUUUCGCGUGAGUACUAGUCAGGGAUAUCACUUAUACCUGAGAGACCAUAGACUGCAGAAAAAUUUAAUCGCAAGAUGCAGGAGUAUUCUAUCCACAGUCUUCAAAGCUCAUAAAACAGAUGUAGCAUCCUUUCGAAUGGUUGUUUCAAACAAUCUUGUUCAGGGUUGUCAGCUUCCACGAAUUCUGAUUCUUUAGUUAAUUCAAAGCUUUUUUUGUCUUAGAAUUCAAUUCUACGGGGAGUGUUGGAGUGGUGCCACCGCUCCUAAGACAUACGACCGCUAUGGAAGAUCUUCUCCGUGUACGUCUAAAUCUGUAGUUGGUACAGCACUCACCAAUGUCGUCUACAGAUUUGCAGGAGAUGGUUCGUAGAAUAAUCGCCUCAUCGUUCUAUUUGUGUGUCAGUUUGUCUGUCUUUGGUUAGUGGGCCCUUUAAUAACCAGUCCUAUUAUUAUGUGUUACCGUAAUUUAAUUAGAUUCGUCGAUGUUCAUGCAUUAUUAGCACUGAAGGUGAGAACACUCCAUUGAAGAGUCAAGUAUUCUUUCCUUUCUGCAGAACAAGAGUGCGUCAAAUACGAGGAACUAAACAAAGUUGAUCGCUCGGAGUCAUCACGCCUAAUCAGUGGAACUUCUCCUGCCUGCGAUAAGGAACUCAAGCCUGGGUGGUACCGUUUCCAAAAACCCGCUGGGAAUCUAAUGGCUUCUAAGUGUCUUCCGUCGGCGAGAUGUGGAACAGUGGUUACGGGAUGGCUGAGCUCCUCACAUCCAAAAAUGACUGAUGGCAUUGUUAAUGGGAAAGUAUGCUACAGUUGGAAAUCAGACUGCUGUAAAUGGGAUCAAGACAUCAAGCUUAGAAACUGCGGUAGAUUCUAUGUCUAUAAAUUAGCGGGUACACAGGCUUGUCCCAUGGGCUUUUGUGGAAGUGCAGCAUCGGGUAAGUUUUACGAUUAAAGACUGUUCAUAUUUUCUCGUGCCCACAUCACCUCAUGUCAUAUUUGUGCAAAUAUCUGAUAUCAUACUCAGGUUUCAAGUUGGAGCUGAGACAAGAUCAGAAGUCAAGUAUUUGUCGGUUUAUGGAGGUCCCACCACAUUGCAAGUUCGCCCACUACCUCAUUUGCGAGUUCUCUCUCUGAAACGAAACAUGUCCGCCCCCACCUUUACCAAUUUCCUCCGCCCUCCAUUACUAAUGCGUCAAUUCAUUUCCUUAACGCAGAACAUAUUCCUUUUCGAAAUCAUAACAUGUUCCAAUCUACAAAUUACUCAUUCUGAAAGGUCACUGGGUGAUACACUCUUUAUCUUUAAUAAAGUCCUAACAGCGAGGUCCCACAUUAGUGCUAAAUAAAUCUAACAUACUUAAUGGUCAAAGUACUUUAAAGUUUUUCAUAGAAAACUGACUUUUAUCCCGUUUUUUUCUAUUUAUAUCGGCAGUUUAACGGUGUUUGAAGACCUAGGACGCUUUGACACAAGGAAAAGAGUGGAGGCUAAGUCGAGCGUGAAUUUUAUUCCAGUGUUAGGGUUUCAAUUGUCAAAAGAUAUUGAAAUCAUGAAAUAAAAAAAAAAAGGUGUGCG
Molecule: messenger RNA, 18469 nt
Organism: Pocillopora meandrina
Lineage: Eukaryota; Metazoa; Cnidaria; Anthozoa; Scleractinia; Pocilloporidae
Source: the annotation of a GenBank genome assembly